AAGAAACCCAUAAUUCACUGAACCCAUUAUUAUCAACCAAUGUAGAAUUUCAUGUAACCAUUUCAUGAAAUUAAUGUACCAUUAUAAAGACCCAUCUCUCUCCUCGAUCUUGAAUCCAAAUCACAAUGGCUAAUUCUUCGUCCCCUACCCGAUGCCCAACUCCGGCGACCCAACUCUUCGGCAGCAUGCUCUCCUAUGACGGAAAUGUCAUGUUAACUGCGGUAAUUUCCUUGAUCUUGGUUGUCAUUUUUGUCCUGUUUCUCCAUGUUUACGCCAAAUGGUUCUUAGUUCAGGCUCGUCAUAGGAGUGGGUCAAGCUCCGUUUCUCUUUCACUUGUGCUUGGCCCGCCCCGUAUUUCUCAUCAGUAUCUUAACCGUUAUUCUUAUGAGAUUACUAGUUUUCCAAGUGGGGUAUUACAAACUACAGGACUUGAACCGUCUAUAAUUGAUUUGAUACCUCUUUUUGAUUACGACCCGAAUGGAAAUGAAGCUUCCGGGCUUGAAUGUGUGAUCUGUUUGAGUUUGUUUCAAGACAAGGAAGUGGGAAGAGAAUUACCCAAAUGUGGACACGCUUUUCACGUUGAUUGUAUCGAUAUGUGGUUGCAUUCUCAUACUAGCUGUCCUUUGUGUCGAGCUCCGGUUGGAUUAUCUCAAGUUGAAGAGAAGUCGGGUACGGGUCUUGAUCAUCAAUUCGGGUCGGGAGAGUGUCCGGAGGCUGAUGUGAUUUCGAGUUCGAACGCUAACAAUGAUGAUGAUGGGUCGGUUAUGGAAAUCGUGAUUGAGGUUCCCGUGGGUUCGUCGCCGCCGCCGCCGCCGCCGUCGGCGGUGACUUCUCAGGCGGCUUCAUCGCUAGGGGGGUCACUUAAGAGAAUGCUGAGUAGGAACAGGUCGGAACAUAAUAAGGUUCAUGAUGUAUCGAAUAAUAAUAAUCCGGAUCCAACAGUUGAUUGAACGGUUCUUAGAGAAAGCUUGGUUGCAUAGUUCUUUCGCCGGACAUGUUCUGUUUACUGAUUGCGAUUGAUGAAUCCUCAUCAGCCAUCAUGGCUUAAUUUUGGUAGAGAAUAAGUUUAUUUGAAAUUA
Messenger RNA from Impatiens glandulifera, 1079 nucleotides. RefSeq names its product RING-H2 finger protein ATL63-like. The record is from RefSeq and is a predicted model, not a curated record. Lineage: Eukaryota; Viridiplantae; Streptophyta; Magnoliopsida; Ericales; Balsaminaceae. The transcript has a single exon. The coding region runs from base 126 to 950 and encodes 274 amino acids.